Onychomys torridus (southern grasshopper mouse) is the source of this 9738-nucleotide messenger RNA. It is a transcript of the gene Mims1, whose product is annotated as family with sequence similarity 210 member A. Gene Ontology annotation, cellular component: mitochondrion. Lineage: Eukaryota; Metazoa; Chordata; Mammalia; Rodentia; Cricetidae. The record is from RefSeq and is a predicted model, not a curated record. The transcript has 4 exons. The coding region runs from base 301 to 1122 and encodes 273 amino acids.
GGCUUCCUCCGCGCCGGAACUACGAGUCCCAGGGUUCCUCGCGCGGCGGCGUGCCAGUGGCCCUGCGAGCCGGCACGGAGGGUCGGAGCGCGUUGCUAGUGGGCGCGGCUGGCCUGGGCGGUGGAGGCCGAGCGUUCGCCCGAGUCCUGCGACACGGCACCCUGCCCCACGCUUGCUUGGCCGGGUCGCCUUGCCGAGGCAGCUUCUUCCGGCCCUGGCGGCGGGAUUCCGUGGAGAGCCCCCCAACACACACAUCCUGAGAGUCUCUGUAGAAGCUGAAAUCCAUCACCAUCCUUCAAAAUGCAAUGGAAUGUACCACGGACUAUGUCUCAGCUGGCACUCAGGACAUUCUCAGAACCACAGAAAGCCAGGCUCUUUGAACACCACCAGAGCAUAAAAGGACCAUUACUUUGGCGUAGAGGUGAAUGCAGAGUGGUUUGGACACCACACCUUCGAAAGCAGUGGCUUCAUUUACCUGCUGUUCAGUGCCUUGCAAAACAAAGAAAUCUAUUAGAUGCUCAGCCACCCCAGCUGGGAGCCCUUCGCCAGGAACGAUGGGAGCAGGAUAUUUUAUCCAAGAGGGUUUUCUCUUCCAGUGCCACAUCCCAAGAAUCUCCAUCCGAAAAAAAGGAAGAGCAAGAUCCUUUACAAGACAAGUCUAUUAGUCUUUAUCAACGAUUUAAGAAAACCUUUAGACAAUAUGGAAAAGUUUUAAUUCCUGUGCAUCUAAUAACUUCCGGUAUUUGGUUUGGAACAUUUUACUAUGCAGCUAUAAAAGGAGUGAAUGUCAUCCCUUUCCUAGAGAUGUGCGGAUUACCUGACAGUGUAGUAGACAUCCUGAAAAACUCCCAGAGUGGGAAUGCCCUGACAGCAUAUGCCAUGUUUAAGAUUGCAACACCUGCCCGCUACACUGUGACCUUGGGAGGAACAUCCUUUACUGUGAAGUAUUUGCGAAGUCAUGGCUACAUGUCAACCCCACCACCUGUCAAGGAGUAUUUGCAGGACAGAAUGGAAGAGACUAAGGAGCUCAUCACAGAGAAAAUGGAGGAGACAAAGGACAGACUCACUGAAAAAUUACAAGAAACCAAAGAAAAAGUUUCUUUUAAGAAAAAAGUGGAAUAAGGGUGCCUUAUGUAAGAUGUUAGAGAAAACCCCACUCUUUAACCCUCUGGAGACUCUGGGCAAAGAAAGUGUUCCGAAUUUGUUUUUUCUUCUUUGGUUACUUGCCUAAAUGUACCAGUCCUCCGAGGGUUAAAGAACAGAGAUAGUUUUUUGGUUUUGUUUUUAACUUAAAUAACAUUGGGGGGAAAAAAAUCAAUGUUUUUCAAAAUGAAAUGAACCCAGCAUACGAAUUUUAUAUGAGUUACAGCAAUAAGCAAUAGUUAAUGUCCUGGAAGUCAGAGUUCUUUUCCAUAUCCUCAGAAUCAAAUUUGCUUCCUGUUCUCUGACUCCUGCAGCGUGUGUACUGGGCAGUCCACUCCCAGAGUAAAGGUCAUUAAGUGCCCAGUUCUGUGGGAAUGAACAGCUACCGUUCAGACUCUUGGUAAGAAACUAGAGAAGUUACCUACCGGUUAACAGGUAGAGCUUAUUUCAAGAAGGCUAUCUAAAUCCAGUCUUAUGUUUAUAAGAUAUAUUGGUUAUGUGAUGAAAUGGACCCUUGUAAAAAUGGUUUUUAACUGGAGCUUGUCAAAAUCACAUUUUUAAAGCAAAUUCUUUUUCAAACUUGACUAUGCAUGGUGGUUGGACACAUUGGACUGUCAGACUUUCUUGUAAUUCACUUCUGUCUUCUCCAGCUAAUCUUUGGAGGAAAGUAAAAGUUUUUUUAUAAACCUUAUUAUUGACAUCACAUACAUGAGCAAUUCAAGUUCCCUCUUCUUAACUAUAUCAAGUUUUGAAAGACCACUGCUGAUUUUGGAAGGAGCAAGUCUGUGUAACUGCCUAUCCUCGAGAAUGGAGGUUCAUGGCGGGGCACGAUGGGGGAGAAUGGAGAACAGGUGGGCAGUGCACCCACGUGGUUCAUCUCAGAUCUCUCCCACUACUUAAAACCCUUGUGGGAUUUUUGGUCCUUAUAUCCCUGGUCAAAACAAAAGAGGCCUGUCUAUCAUGGGUAUCAUUAGAAUUGUGGUUAAUAUUUCUCAUAUUGGAAGGGAAAAUUACUGCUUAAAUAUUCUGCUGACUGUGUAUAGCCUGUAAUGAAUCAGUGGCUGUCAGACAAGUCCCGUGCCUGUAGAAUGUCUUUCUGUUUGUGUGGGAGUGCCUGUGUCUCAUUUUGCACUCUCGGCUUUCCUUCAGGUCUAACCCUUGGGUUGACACUGGAGCAAGAAAUGGCCUUUGUAGGGGCAUUGGUUUUGAUUUGCCAUCAGGAGACCUUGUCAGACCUGUCAGAGACCUUGCCACAUAGCUAUCUCAUUCAGUCCCUGCUUCCUGACAGGAUUUAUGUCAAGUGUUUCCUUUGGCCAGAUUUAGAGAAUGAGGGGAUGAUGUCACACUUGAGAUACCCAGUCACUACAUGGAAGCACUGUAAGUGAGACUGCUAUGCUUGGAAGAAUUAGAGAGGGGGAUUUGUCAUGGGUCUCUGUUCCUUUGUUCGUUGGCAGCAUGAUUAAUCUGAGGCAGAGGUCAGUGCACUGCUACAAAUUGAUGGCACACUUUCAAAUAUAAACAGGACAACACACUUUAGCAUGCUUUUAAACAGUAAAAUAUUAAAUGCUAAUGUAGUAACAUCCCCCCCCCCUUUUAAACGGCCAAGAAUGCCAUGCUAAGAUGUGGUAAUCUAUAGAAUUCUUUCUCCUAAAACCUUUUGCCUGUCCUGGUGCAUAGGGCAUAUAUAUCAUCUAGUGGAGGUAACCUGAGAAUUCUCAAGACAUCUCUAAUAAUCAGGAGACUGAAGCUUUCUUGUCCUGUGUAGGUACCUUCUGCCUGGUCCAUUGGAGUCUUAUCACCAUUCAGUUUUAUGUCUGGGUUGUGUCUCCCAAUUAUAGCAAAUGAGGAGCUGCUUGUAUGUGCUUUCAUAUCCAAUGAAAAAGUCUCUAUAAAGAUUUGAGAAGUUAUAUUAUUACUACUUGGCAUCAGAGAUGUCAUACAAAUGCUGUUGCUGAUAUUAUCCUUAAAGCAAACCAUAAACAACUUAUAGGGGAGCCUGUAAUGUGUUGAUAGCAGACAACAGUAACAUGUCAGCUUAAAUUAUCAAAUUGUAUAAAAUAGAUUUUGUAUAUGCUGAAUUGCAUUUUAUUUACAGCAAGUCUUGCAUUUCUCUUAGCUGCAAGGGAAACCAGGAAGCUCCGUGUCUGGUAUACACAUUUAUCCUUCUGAAAAAUAUGUUAAUGUCAUGAAUGAAGUUGUGACUGAGACUUUUUUUUAAUGGACAGAAAACAUUGCCUAGCACAUGAACAAGUUCAAAUGAAAAUGGAUUAGGUAAGAGGCUUGGUUUGUUAAAGAAUAAGAGUAAAACCAGCCUUUUAAAACACCACAUCAUUGAGAGCCUUUUGUGCAAAAUGGGGUGCUGUUUUGAUUUCACCAAAGGGAAGAGAAGUAUGUAUAUUAGGAUUAACUUUCUCCCCGUAGUGAAAUAAUAAAACGAAGACUUCAAAUAUUCCCGAGUUUUCCAUUGUAAAUCUGCCUCCAUCUUCUGAGUUCUUUAUGCUCGGGGUGAGCUGGAGCUGGGCAGUUGUCUUGUUUCUGGGGUCUUAGACCAAGGUUCUGGGAAUCUUGAGCAUCUUUAUAGUGUGGGCAGAAGAGGUGUUUGAAGAAAAUGAAGCUGUAUUUUAGACACAGUGAACUUUUUUUAAUGUCUUUUGCACUGGAUUCAAGUCUUUAGGAUUUCAUAACUGCUUCAAAUAUAAACAGAACUAUUGUAGAUGGUACUAGUGAGGUUGGGCAGAAGGGGAAUUUAGCAAGUGAGGCAGGGGAAAAUGAGUUCAUCUUUCUGAGUUCUUUUUGCAGUAUACACACAUAUUUUUUUAAUUAUUAAAGGGCUCCUAAAAAGAGGUUGUUGUAGAAUUAGAGAAAUAAUUGUCUUGGUAGCUACAGUUCAUUUUCUGAAAUAUUGUUUCAGAUUUCCAAAACUGAGUCUCCAUAAGACCUAAAAUAAGGUAAAUUUAAAUGCUCCAAAGUUCUUUCUGCCCUAUUUAAGUGCCCUUCUUGCAUGCCACUUACUCGUUGGCACCAAGAGCUCACUAUUUCAUUGACUUUAGCAGGGACGUGAUGAUGUCAGAAUCAUCCAGGCAUUGACCCCUUGCCUGAUUAGCACAUGAGCCUGUGUCGAGGGAUAUUUGGGUCUCGGAACUGGAAAUUUGCAGAACGGGUGUGAGGAAGUCAGUGAGGAGGGUAUCACUCCUCCUUCUUCAAGUAGUCACUGUGCUUGCUCUCCACUGGCCCAUGUGCGUGUUAUUUGCCAGUUUUGUAUUAAGUGGAGUUUCCUGAGCAAAGGAAGGAAGGACAGAAAGAAAGGAGAAAGAAGUUAUAUACCCAAAGGACAGCAGAGUCUGGACCUCAUCUUCCCUGAUGAUUGGAAUGGACUAAGGACCACUCCUUUCCCAGAAUUUCUCUUUCGCAUGAACUUUGGCAUGGCCUUCUUAAGAAAACUUUCUCUUGUACUCUGAGCUUCUCACAGUUAAAUGCUACGUUAGGCUCACUGAAUUGAUUUUACUUCUGAGAUUUGUUUUCCUUUGUGACUUCUGUGUCCUUUGUUCAUCCUAACUAGUCAAAACAAUUUGUGAUUGUCCUACAUCUCCAGGAUUAAGCUUUGAAAACUAGGUGUAUUCUUCCCUAUACAUCACUGAUAGUCACCAACAGUAGUUACAGAUCCUAAUCUUCCUGUGGCAGUUAUUUGGUUAUUUUGAUAAGAAUGAUCCUCAUAGCAGGAAGAAUGCAUCCUGAGUUUAGAAUCCUUGACGGCAGAGCAGGAUAUGGUUUGUUCUGAGCAUUUGCUUGAAUGGCCUGAUGGGAUCAAGCUCAGAAUCUGCUUCUUACAGAGUGAGCUAUGGGGAAGAGUAUCAUGAUGCUGUUGUCUCUGGAAAAUCAGUCUAAAGAACAAACCUUUGGGUGGUGAGAAGUAUGACUCCCUGCCACAAUAUGCUUCCUGCAUCUUGAUUUUCCUGAAAAGAUUAGCUAGAAACUUUCCUUCUUCCACCUUCCUUUGUCAGCCUUUUCUGUCUUGAAUUUUGACUAAUUUAAGUGUUAGCAAAAAAUCACUGAUAUGAGAAGGACCCCAGGUGCAGGGAGUGUGCUCAGUGCAAGUAUGCCCUGCAUGUCAGUGUGCACAGCAGCACAGUGUUCUUACAGGGACCUGAAGCUUCCAGUAGCCGUUGCUGGACCUGCCAGCUUCUAGAGUAACAACAUGGAAAUCUAACUUCACCCUUUUUGUUUCAGUAAGAUGAAAUUGCCCCAUUUUAAUCCAUCGAUGCACAUAGUAAAAGGCACUUUCUGCCAUAUUUUAACAAUUCCAUAAAGAUGCUACACAAAAUAACAGCAAUUCUAUAUCAUCCGUUUCCAGUUAAAUGUUAACUCUCAAUCCUAGAUUGAUUUUAGGAAGGGCAGCAGUGUGUUUAUAUGAACAUGGUUUCAGCUAUUGCCUUGUUUGUGCCUCUGAGUGCUAGAUUGGAGAUUCUGAGACAAGCAUAUUUUUACUUAUUUGAAUUCAUGCUUUAGGAUUCUUACUGCGGUAUCCAAGUUAUUGCUUUAUUUCCCAUCCAGUGGGUGCUGGGCGUCCUUACCUGCUUGGUAUUUGGCCACGGCAGUGUAGUUAUAGGGCUGUGUUCCCCGGCCUCAGGAAGCAUGUAUGUUCUGUUUCCUUGGUGACGCAGAGGCAGGUUAUGGGAGACAGCCAGCUUGUGUAUUCUGUAUUUCUCUUGACCAGUGACAAACAGGUGUACAUUGCCCCCAAGUCAAAAUGCUGUCGAGCGUGUCCACAAACCCUAACGCAGUUUUCCUGGAGCCAGCGGGACCCUACAUUAGUUGCACUCCUUUGUUUUGUCUUUAGAUUAGCUUUUCUACCUUUGUUUUUACCCCCAAUAAUUCAAACCCAAGGCUAAGAGAACUGUAGAAAAUAACACUGAUGAAUCAUGUUAGGACAUUGAAGCCAUGUUUUGGUUAAAGAAAAAAACCCAAAGACCUGUGUCUGCAGUUCAUAACUCAUGUGGUCCCUUUCCCUUUGCGGCAGGUACUUAGGUAUGCCAGGCCACGCUCUUGGACUAAAGGAAAAUAAACAUCAAGCCAGUUCAUUACAUUUGCCAGUAAUACAUAGUCUGGCUCUUCUGCUGAUACCAUUCAUUUUUGGCUUUUAACCUUGUAAUUUAACUUCCUUUAGACUGUACUCUGUUCAUCAUCUUUUUAGAGUGAGCUGAAGGGGAGACACUUCAACGAGUCUGUGACUUUACUAUAGCUUUGUUCUCCCUUUAGUUUGGGUUAGGCCCGGAAGCUAAAGGUCCAGGUCUUACUCUGUCCUCUGUCACCGCCUAGUGAAGUUGGCCUUAGUAAAGCGUUCAGGUUGCAAUUUCCACACAAUUAAAUCCAUGCUUGAAACUCUAAGUUCCUCUUCCAUUCAUACAAUACCUUUUGCCUUUUCCUAAUUACCACAUUGAAAACAAUGAAGGAAAACUUCAAUCAAGUCUAGAUUUUAUGAUUAAGUAGAAAUAGUAACAUUAAAUAUUACAUACAUCCGGGACCACUUUGCCUCAAGAAAUUCUCAGACUGUCUUCCUUGGUUCCAAAUGAGUUCAUCUUUUCCUUCCUGCCCAUGUACAGUACUAGACAGUGGUCAUGGUGUCUGAACCUGUGUCGGUGCCACACUUGAAGACAGCUGAGACUCAUUUUUCUAUUUAAUUGCUGCCAAUUGCUAGAAGACCUAAAGCCCUCGAAACUGCUAUUUAUGGAAAAUGUUAGUGCAGAGAAGUUUAUGAUAGCCUUAGGUUUUACCAAAUAGAGUGCUUGCCCUUGCUGAGUCCCAAGAAAAGAAAAUUUAAAGCCUAUGAUUCAUUUGUUAAGAGGACAGAUUUCCUAUGAAGUAUUUUCAGUUCCACAAGAUGAAAACAAAACUCCAGGCACUUCCACACAACUGUGUGCAACAAAGCAUAUAUGUUUUUCACCGCCUUGGCAGAUGCGUGCCUUGUAAGCAGGAAACAGCCUCCAGAGGACCUGCACCUAGAAGACAGCGUGUGGCUGAUGUGCCCAUACCUUCAAGUUGGACAGCAAGAGCACUGGGACCUCAUUGGUGAGCAGCUGCCACCUCCUGUGGACCCUGAGGGUGUGUAGGCUGCUGUCUCUGCCUUAGGUAGUCCCUUGUCUUCCUCUCUGCCUGGCUGAAACAAUUGCACAUGCUUACUAGAUGGGAGUUUGGAACUCCCUCCAUCCAGGGACAUUAGUUACCUGAGGUGAGCUCUUGAACUAUAUCCAAAGUCUGCUGGGCCCAAGGUCUCAGCUGCUCUUUGCAGUAUGUAGGAAAUGUUUACAAGACCAAGUCACCUCGAAACCCCACACCAAAAAUGCUGUGGCAAAUAGUGUGUCCCAACUUACCUCAGGGCAGCAUGAGAUUCUUAGAAUGUGGAGACCAAGUUGGGCUGGUGGCCCCUGGAAGAAUGAGGUGGCUUGGUUGUGCGGGGCCUUCAGACAUACUUGCUGUUCAUUCAGGUGAUUGUUUUUAUACUCACAAGAGGUCGGUAACAGAAGAAAUGCUAAGUGAGAACACUGUUUCACAGGUUAAAUUAUACGAGCCACUGACUAUAAACUGUAGUGUUGAAGGUUUUUAAGGGAAUUUUUCACUUGAAAGGCCUUUGGGGUAUGUGGUAGGCAUCACUGUUGCAGCUUUUGCUCUUAAUUUCUUUUUUUGGAAGUGAGUAAAGCAGAGUAAAUCACAUUUGUAUUAUUGAGGCAAAAGCUAAAGUCUUGACAGAAAUACAGUAUUUAAAAUGUAUUUCCAAAUACAAAGGCUUUCCUUUGGAACUGCUAUUUCCAGUGUGUGCUUUCAUUAGAAUCUGUGUAAGCCAAACAGAUCAAAACAGUAUAGUGAGGGAAAUCUAACUUGUUUUAAGUAGAAAGUUUCUUAUGAACUGUUAAUGCAAGUAUUACCACAGAGAAGCAGAGUUGGUGUUUCCACUCAAAGGCCCAGGGUGAGUUGCUGUCUGUAAGGUCUUUGUUUUCUGCGUCAGAGCCUGCUCGGUCCUCAGCCAGGGGACCUGGGCAGAAUUAGUCAGUCCCACAAGGCACUCUUCCAUUGUCACCGGAGUGACAGCCUCAUGCUCUUCAAGGGCUCAGCUGUCCCAUUGUGUCCAAACCUGUUGCUCAGCAGUGCCUCCUGCUUCUCUGAAGCAGCAGCUCUGACAACCUGGGUUGGACUUUUUGAGAGAAACUCAAAUCUGCUCGUACUGAGGUGAUCAGUACCAGUGGCAGAGGGAAGAGAGAGCCUGGCACGUGUCAUCCUUUGCUCAUACUAGUGUUAGGUUUGGGAGAUCUGGGGACAGUCUCUAAUGAGCUACUGAACUGAGAAGUUCUCUGGGAGUGGUUUGCUGGUGCCUAAGGAUGAGAGUCCCUUUAUUUGCUUAAGCUUUAUAAUCCCCUCAUCAAAAUAUAACCUCUCUGAAUUGAAGAUGAACAGUAGGACUAGAAUUUGGGCCCACGCAAUUAUUCCAGUAAGAUCUUGAAAUUGUUUCCAUUUGUUUAUUAGAAAUUUACAGAAAUGGAAAAAUAAAUCUUUCUACUAUCAUGCUAAAUUCACUUAUUCUCAUUGUUUGGUAGGUUUGCAGGCUUUCUGCAUACAUGUGUCAUCUAGAACCCAUACACUUAGAGCACAGAUAAAAUACUCUCCUCUCUCAAUGUAGGUCAUAGAACAUCUUCUGAAGGCCUCCACUGUCAGGGGAUCUUCAACCUCUGGUAUAAGGCCUGUUGAGCUUGCUGUGUGACAGCCAUCGGAACCCUGUGAGGUCAGGUGCUCUCACCAGUUCUGAACGUCCCAUGUUAGAGCUCAGGAUUCUGUGAUGUGAUCUGUCUAGGUUUAGGCACUAGGAAAUCCUUCUUAAAAGUCAGCAACCAGACCGUGAGAUAGGGACUGCAGGCAUUCACUGCCAAGCUUGACAGUUGAAGUUGCCAUCCCUUGGUGGAUGGAGAGAACUGACUCGAGCAUGUUGUCCUCACCACACACCAGCUGUGGCACAUGUGCACAUAUGCUAUGCGUGCACACAUACACAUAUUUUCCUGGAGUCUGUAACUAGAUGAUCAGCACUAUCCUUUGGCCUGGGGUGUAGCCCAAGGAAGAACUCUUCCCUGGUUCCCUUCUCCAACCCACAAAAAAGAAAGUAUUUUUCUGAGACUGAUCAUACAUCAGCUUUCUGUUAUUUGUACGUCGUAGCUGAAAGGUGAACAAACACAACCCCAGGGGACAGAUACUUAUCACCGAUUAUUUUUAAUGAUUUUGUGCUAUGAUUUGACCAUGGCAUCCAGAACAAGCAGAAAACCUGAUUUCAUAACUAACAAACAGCACUUGUGCAACAUCUGUCAUCAAAAGUAUUGCAAUCACAGACCUGAGGCCUAAACUGCAUCGCCACCCGGGCAGAAGACGCAGGUGGAUAACAGUUGUGAAUCAUUUCCCAUACCUGACCAGGAAUUAUGUUAAAGAAUAAGCAUAUGGUUGUUUAAACACAAAAGGGCUUUGACUUCUAAUUAUAAUAGCUCACAAAGAUCGGAAGAUGCAAAUACAGCUGUACUUUUUUUAGUAGAUUGCUUUAUAAUAAAAAUCAAAUGAACUAAA